AGUGUGGGGCAAUAAUUGUCUCGUACAACGGCAAGAUCGAUUCGAUAUAGAAGACGUACGAACGUCAACUGCCAGAUACGCUUCAAUUAUAUCAGUUCAACCAUCGAGAUGGCAAGUAAUCAGGUCAAUGUAAAAUCAUCGAGAGAGACUGUCUCCGAGACCACCAGUUUGUACACACUGGACAUCAAUAACUAUGCAACGAGGAAAACGUUCGUUCAGGGCAUGCUCGACUUGGCUUUGCUAACAGCAAAUGCCGCACAGCUCAAGUAUCUUCUAUCCGUUGGAGAAGCCCAUCCGUUUUACACACUUCUUUUAGUUAUGGUAGUCACAUCUAUAUCUCUUCAGGCACUACAAGCUAUUAUUAUUAUAGCGCUGGGAACGUUAUUUAAUAUCAACAAACUUGAAGAGCAACGGAAGUCAGACAUCAUCAACAAUUUACUGAUAUGUGUUUCGGUAGUGUCCGUCGUUAUCAAUAUUAUCAUAAGUGCUUUUGAUAUGAAAAAUCAGAGUACCGUGAAAUAGUAGUGGAAAGUUUGACUACCAUCUCAGAAUUCCUCAUUAAACAAUUAUUUUAUUAUUGCAAAAAGGCGAUAUAAAUUUAUCCGACGAGAUCGUCUAUAAUAUACAAUGCUCUAUAAGAUGCUCUCCUUGAAUCCAUUGAGACGAAGCACCAAAAUGCACUCUAGCUUCAACAACCCGAGCUAACAAGCAUCAAUCAGAGGGACAAGACGCGAUAAAAGCUUUUUAAAUCCGCCUGAAAUUCAUUUAACAUCAAAAUCUUGUUUGAUUUUCCAUCAUCAUCCAUUUCUUGCGACUGCAGUAUGGGGCGACCCGUGUCAGGGGAUGGUCAGUAAUUAAAUUUUACACAUCUAGGUACUCUUCAUCGAAAUAUCUUUGAUCAGCUCCCAAGCAGUCAGUGGACACAGCCAGUAACGCCAGGGAAAGCUGUCCUUUGUCAAGUACAGGUGAACUGGUGGCAGCUCAAGCAACAAACCUAUCCUCUGAUCUCGUUCGUGGCCCCGUGAUGCAUCAAGGCUACAGGGUUUCCGAAUGACACGAACACACCGAAAACUCCCAGAACCGGCACAGAUACCAUUAGGAUUUAAUUUGAAUAAAUGAAAAGCUUUUAAAACACUUCGGUGUGAUAAAAAUUGUGCUUCGCUUGCAAUGACAUCGUCCUACGGAACGACCGGUGAAAGGACACAAUUUUGCCGAGAGCAAAAUGUCCCCUAAUAGGAAAAUGUCGCCCCGGGGCGGAGGAUAGCAAGCAUCAAGCUCUAGUGACGACCCCUCUGAAUAAUGUAAAUAUUUUUCGGAUUUAUGCUGUCGCUGGUGUGGAGGGGUUUCCAAGCAUGUUAUGUGUGCAGCUUGUUUCCAAAAGACAUCAACCAAAUUUUUAACCAGGGUCAGAACUGAUUUAACUGAAGUUGCUGUGCAAACAUUUAGUACCGUAUUUUUCUCUCAAUUCAAUACCUAAGAUUCGAAUUGCGCAACGAGCAAUUUAUUAUCAUCGUACAUUAGAUAAACUCAAGUUGAUGUAGGUACAUAGUGCUGGUGAUGUUGUCCUUGAUUCUAAUGGUUUUAGUUGGUGAUAGCCAUGAUGUCCUUUCAACCUGAUACGAGAUUUUGUGCUAAAAUGUUCGAUGUUAUUUGAGCCGGCGGUGACGGCGUGAA
Messenger RNA from Armigeres subalbatus, 1674 nucleotides. Its product is annotated as ninjurin-2-like. The transcript has 3 exons. Gene Ontology annotation, biological process: cell adhesion; tissue regeneration. NCBI's taxonomy places the organism in Eukaryota, Metazoa, Arthropoda, Insecta, Diptera, Culicidae. Gene Ontology annotation, cellular component: membrane. The record is from RefSeq and is a predicted model, not a curated record. Bases 109 to 522 code for a protein of 137 amino acids.